GCCGAUAUUCUUGCGAUAUUCCCCUGCUUGCUGUAGUUUUCCUGUAUUUCUGACUAUGGCUACUUUAGCAAAACUUACGUCGCUAUCUACGCAGACAUUGUCUUUGCUACUCGAGCGUCAGCGAUUACAAACGUUCUCGAAUCCAAGUGCAUCGUCACUUCAUGUCCCCCAGAUCACGCGUAACAUGCAGCAGCUGCACGCAGGCGUGCUUGACCUGGAAGAGAAGGAGGGGAGUUCAGAGGCAGUUAGGCUAUUGCGGAGUCAGUACGAGAGAAUGAGGGGGAUGCUGGGACAGGAGGCGGACGUCGUAGGCAUACCAAGCUUACAGGUCGAGGAAUCGCAAACCGCCAACGCAUACUCGUCGUCCUCGUCCUCGUCCCUCAACUCACCCGUGCCACCACCCGUUCCUAAGAACACCGAGCCGCCCUACACGCCCUACGCGCCGUAUACAGACGACCCCGAGGCUGCGCUCCCCUCCUCGACGGAGAUGCUGCACGCACAGCGCCAGAUGAUGGACGACCAGGACGUGCAUCUCGACCGCCUCUCGCACUCGAUCAACCGCCAGCGCGACAUCUCGCUCCAGAUUAACGACGAGCUCGACGUGCACACGGGCUUGCUCGAGGAUCUCGACCAUGAGCUCGAUAACACGGGUGACAGGCUCAGUGGCGCGCGGCGGCGGCUCGACCGCGUCGCACGGGGGGCUAAGGAGAACGGCUCUACAGUGCUGAUUGCGCUGCUCAUCCUGGUGCUUCUGAUCCUCAUCAUCAUAUUUAAAACAUAACGUUUCGCCCUUUAUACCCGUCUGCUGCGCGACCCACUCCCAGAUGUGCCUGUAUAUCAUUCGCCUAUAAUUCAUACAUCGGAUCGG
Molecule: messenger RNA, 868 nt
Organism: Postia placenta MAD-698-R-SB12
Lineage: Eukaryota; Fungi; Basidiomycota; Agaricomycetes; Polyporales; Adustoporiaceae
Exons: 3
Coding region: 56-781 (241 amino acids)
Source: RefSeq, a predicted model, not a curated record